Osmerus eperlanus (European smelt) is the source of this 1864-nucleotide messenger RNA. It is a transcript of the gene irx1b, whose product is annotated as iroquois homeobox 1b. The coding region runs from base 209 to 1549 and encodes 446 amino acids. Gene Ontology annotation, cellular component: nucleus. Gene Ontology annotation, biological process: neuron differentiation; cell development; regulation of transcription by RNA polymerase II. The transcript is spliced from 5 exons. Gene Ontology annotation, molecular function: RNA polymerase II cis-regulatory region sequence-specific DNA binding; DNA-binding transcription factor activity, RNA polymerase II-specific. NCBI's taxonomy places the organism in Eukaryota, Metazoa, Chordata, Actinopteri, Osmeriformes, Osmeridae. The record is from RefSeq and is a predicted model, not a curated record.
CUCCACAUUGAGAGUCCGGCGGGUAGAGCGAAGCAUCAGUGUGCUCUUAAGUGCCAAACUUACCGUUCUUCGGAGGAACUGCGCCGUCGGGAAGUGGAGUUGACAGAUUGGCUUCAGUGAUUUAGACAUCCUUAUCCUUUCUGGGAAUUCCUAUUUCAAUUUUUUCCCCUUGUGGCAUUGCGUGAGAGAGAUUUACGAGUCUGUGGACAUGUCUUUCUCUCAGCUGGGGUACCCCCAGUUCCUAAGUGCCUCCCAAGAGGUCUACGGGGGAGAUCGGGCUGGAUCUACCCGGGAAGGAGGCACCGAGGGAGGCGUGAAUUCGUCAGCUACUGCGGCUGCUGUUAGCUCCAUGUUGGGGAUGUAUGGAAGCCCGUGGGCGGCUCACAACUACAGUGCCUUUCUGCCCUACAGCGGAGCAGACCUCGCCCUCAUAUCCCAGAUGGGCUCGCAGUAUGACCUGAAAGACAGUCCAGGAGCCCACCCGACUGGCCUGGCUGUCCACGCCGCCCAAGGGUUCUAUCCGUACAGCCAGUACCAGUACGGUGACCCGUCCAGAGCUAAGACAGCGACCCGGGAGACCACUAGCACCCUGAAGGCUUGGCUGCAGGAGCACCAGAAGAACCCGUACCCCACCAAGGGAGAGAAGAUCAUGCUGGCCAUCAUCACCAAGAUGACGCUGACACAGGUGUCCACGUGGUUCGCCAACGCGCGCAGGCGGCUGAAGAAGGAGAACAAGGUGACGUGGGGACGCAGCGCGGAAGACAGAGACGGACGGAUCUUCAGCAGUGACAACGAAGACGAGCCAGAGAAAAACGGGAGCGAGGAUGAUGAAGAUGAAGAAAUUGAUUUAGAGACCGUAGAUAUCGAACGUUCUGAGGAGGACGGCGGGGAUCAGAGGGCCGGGGAGGGAGAAGGGUUAUUGGCGGCCAGUGAGGGGUCGGAUUCGGCUAAUUUAGACAACAAAAGGACGCUGUCUGUGGAGGCCCUACGAGGAAUGGAAGGGCCCAUUUCUCUUGUCAAGGCCCCGGUGGGCAAAGUGGAGAUUCCCCACAAUGGCCAGGAGUGCCAGAGGCCAGCACAGAGCAAGCCCAAGAUAUGGUCAUUGGCAGAGACAGCCACCAGCCCCGACAACUCUCAUAAACCCACGUCGGCUUUAACUGUCCCUAACUCAGCUUCUACCCCAUCUGGUCACCCCGCCUUAAUCCCAGGUCAUGGAAUAUACACAUGCCAAAUCGGCAAACUUCACAACUGGACCAACGCGGCUUUCCUCAGUGCCAACUCUCUGUUGAGCAUGCGGUCCCUUCUCGGAGCUAACGCGGCUGCCCACCUUCCUCUCCACGGCGCGCAGCUGCGUCAGGACGCGCGGGCCGCACGGGCGUCAGGGACUGAGGACGACAGCGACGACGAGUCGUCACAAAGCUUCAGUCCGAAGCGAGAUGAUGAAGAAAGUGACUCACACAGAUCUGAUUCUCCGAAGUCCUCAUUUCAUCUCAUCGCAGACAGAUCUCACCACGGAGCAUCUCAGCGGACCUUGACAUCUACGUUAUAAAGAAGAUAAUCUCUUUGAAGAAUAACUGGAAUAAUUCUAUUUAACGAAAAAACAAUUUAUCUAAAACUAUUUUUUUGUGGAAACAUGCAAUAGGGAACCUUAUUGCUGUUUAUUCUUUCAGCGCAGUAACAUGCAACAAAAUAUUCAUGUUUUGAACUCAAACUAGACAGCAUUUCUGAUUUAGGCUACUCCCAACGUUUGUCUUUUUUAUGUUUUACCCUUCAUUGUGUAUGAAAAGCUAUCGAAUUUGUAAAUAGGAGGAAUUUGUCUUUAAAGAAUAUAUUUUUGAGAAAUAAACUUAACCAUGGUCACAUA